AUGCUAGGGUCGUCGUCGGAAUGCGUGGGGUUCGCGAGAAGCUGCGCUGACUGGAUUCGCGGGUUCGCCUGGUGGGCCUCGGCCUCGAUCGCAUUCCUCAUCCUGGGCACCUGCUCCUGUUGCUUCUGCUUAUGCGGCUGCUGCGGCCUAUUGUGCCACAUUCGCGGGAAAUCCUCUGCCCUGAUCGACGAUCAUCAUCCUCGGAAUAAUCCAGCACACUUGGAAGCCAGCAUCAGUACCGAACCCGAAACUAACAAACGCCGAGCGCUGAGAAUUUCUUCGGGUAUAGAAGAACCCGUGAAUAUUCAGUGGGAGCUGUUGGGAUUUCUUGCCUUGGCCUGGGUCAUUGCCUACUUCAUCAUAUACAAGGGCCUUCACAACAGUGGGAAAAUCAUAUGGGUGACGGCAUUGUUCCCUUACUUCGUGCUGACGAUCCUGCUGGUGAGAGCCGUGACACUGCCCGGGGCAGCCGACGGGUUGCUGUUCUACGUCACACCCGACUUUGAAAUCUUGAAAACUCCCACGCCUUGGAUUGAUGCGGGCUCUCAGGUUUUCUAUUCUUAUGGUCUGGCUAUAGGGACCCUGUUUGCUCUGGGGUCCUACAACCGAUUCAACAACGAUUGCAUCAAGCAAGAUAUAUGGCGUCCCGGCGUGGAUGCAAUAAUCGUGGGCUGCAUCAACAGUGGCACUUCACUCUACGCCGGGGUCGUGACGUUCUCUGUCCUGGGGUACAUGGCACACGAGAAACAGGUUGAGGUGAAGGACGUGGUGGACUCUGGUCCUGGGCUCGCUUUCCUCGUCUACCCGGAAGUCGUUUCCAAACUUCCUGGGGCACCUGCUUGGGCUGUCUUGUUUUUCCUCAUGUUCUGCACACUUGGAAUUGACACGUUGUUUUGCUGUGUGGAAGGAUUCAUUACAGCACUUGUUGACGCAUUCCCGAAGUUUGCCAAGAAAAGAAGUCAAUUGACGAUCGUUUGUUGCAUCGUCUUCUUCGUUUGUGAAAUUCCCAUGGUCACUUAUUUCAUUUUUGUGUUCUACUUUGUGAACUACGCACCAGUGACUUAUGGAGACUACAACUACCCAACUUGGGCUCAAGUCAUGGGCAUUUUGAUGGCCCUGUCAUCAAUGGUUUGCAUACCAGGCUACGCUAUCUAUUAUGUGUUCAGUCAAGACUGCUCACCAAAAGAGGCUUUCUUCAGAGGGCUGCGACCACCGCAAGAAAUUCGGCCAAGGGGAGAAGUCAAAUCUUUUGCACUAAAACGAUGACGUAAGCUUGUAAAUAGAUUACUCAUUGGCGACAGCGUUUUUCAGCAGCAAAAUCAGCGACGAUAAAGUAAAUUGGCAGAAUCCAAGCAAACAGGAUUGAUGAGGAGAACAGCCUGAAUACCAAGAACAGGUGGUUUUUUUUUCGCUACACGCAGAAGCAGCAGCUCUUCGAAUGAUUUGCGGGAUUCAUUUUUUAAAUGAACGCGGUUGUGCUGGGUAUUUCAUGUUUUUUGCUUCGAAAAUAUAAAUUCUAGUUUGCUAA
Molecule: messenger RNA, 1528 nt
Organism: Notodromas monacha
Lineage: Eukaryota; Metazoa; Arthropoda; Ostracoda; Podocopida; Cyprididae
Source: the annotation of a GenBank genome assembly